Messenger RNA from Schistocerca gregaria, 2349 nucleotides. RefSeq names its product ATP-binding cassette sub-family B member 5-like. Gene Ontology annotation, molecular function: ATP hydrolysis activity; ABC-type transporter activity; ATP binding. NCBI's taxonomy places the organism in Eukaryota, Metazoa, Arthropoda, Insecta, Orthoptera, Acrididae. The transcript has 13 exons. Gene Ontology annotation, cellular component: membrane. Gene Ontology annotation, biological process: transmembrane transport. Bases 1 to 2349 code for a protein of 782 amino acids. The record is from RefSeq and is a predicted model, not a curated record.
AUGGAUAAGGAAUAUCCUUCUGCGGAGAAAGAUUGGGAUUUGAUUAUGGACAUAAUUGAAAAUAGUGACGUUUUCGACAUUAGUUGGAGUGGAGAUGAGGAUGACAGUGUACUACUUAUUGAAAGGCAAGCUCCAGAAAUAGUGAAACAUGUUGGAGCAGAUAAAUUGGGCGUGAAUGAUGUGUGUACAGACACCAUAUCUGAAGGUGAAGAUCAUGGAGAGGUGCUGCGGGGCGUGACCUUUACUAUUCCCGCCGGGCAGCUGGUGGCCAUUGUGGGCCCCUCUGGCUCGGGCAAGACAACCUGUUUGCGCCUCAUGAACGGCUUCUACGACCCACCGCAGGGAACAGUUGAGUUUUGUUGUCACCAGGGACUGCUCGUUCUUAAGGUCCGCGUGAGUGGCGUGGACAUCCGACACGUGACGGGGGCGUGGCUUCGAGCGCGCAUCGCCUUCGUGCAGCAGCAGACAACGCUAUUGGGUGCCACAGUGGCCGACGCCAUCCGCUUCGGCGUCGCCGGCAGUGACGCCGACGUCACGGAUGUAGCCAAGAUCGCUGGUGUCCACGACGUUAUUGAUCAGAUGCCAAAGAGGUACGCCACCCCGUUGUCGUCCAACAUUAGCGACGACGUGCGGAAGCGGCUGGCCAUCGCGCGGGCGCUGCUCACCAACCCAGACAUCCUGCUGCUGGACAGCUGCUUCUCCUCCAUGGCGCCAGAUGUCGAGGGCGCCCUGCUUAGCGCCAUAGCUGAGGCUCGGCCGGAGUGUACGGUGGUGGUGGUGACGUCUCGCCAGAAGACGCUGGAGUCGGCGUCGCACAUCGUUGUGCUGGAGUCCGGCGUGGCGGUGGAGGAGGGCUCGCUGGUGGAGUUGCUCAGGCAGCGCCAGUGGCUCUUCCAGGCUCUGCGCCGCGCCGCCGAGGCGCGAAGCGUCGACGCCGUUGAUGCUGAAGAGGACGACACCAUAGACGAAUUUGAGCCUGCAGCGUCAGAGCUGGGCCCCUGCCCCCUCCAAGCUGAGCACGUGCCCCACCGACGGCGGGCAAGCAGCGACCUGGGCGUCGAGGAGGUCGGCGUUCUUGCAGCACUAGGGCGCAGUGCCCGCCUCGAACUAAUAUCAGUUAAUCCGGUGGCAGAUAUCUAUAGGAGACUAGACUUCUAUACGAAGAUAUUCCUCAUAGCUGGUUGUUUGUCUGGGACAUCACUAAUUGUACAGGGCUACACAAUGGCGGCAGCUGGUUCACGGCUGACCAAGAGGUUGCGCCAGAGUCUGUUCGACGCGAUGCUGCACCAGGAGCUGACGUGGUUCGAGAAAGAGGAGAACGACAUCGAGAGCCUGUUGCACCUGCUCAGGGUUGACGCUGCCAACGUCCAGAAGGCUUCAGGAGAGCAGCUGGCGCUGGUGGUGCAGCUGUGCAGCGUGGUGUGGGCGAGCGCGCUGCUGUCGCUGUACUACAACUGGCAGCUGGGAGCUCUCACCUUGGGACUGGCUCCGCUACUGAUCUACGCAUUGCUCUACCUGUCCAAAACUGUCUCCAGGAGACCCUUCGACGAGCUCGAGGAACUCAACAAGGCAGAGGCUAUGCUGCGCGAGGCGCUGGGGGCGGUGCGCGUGGUGGUGAGCGACUGCGCGCAGCCGCUGGUGGCGGCGCAGCUGUCUGCCGAGCUGCGGCGCGCGCACGCCGCCGUGGCCGAGGCGCUGGGCUCGCGGCCGCUGGUGUACGGGCUGGCGCUCGCCACGCCCACCUUCGGCUACGCCGCCUGCGCCGCCCUGGGCGCCCACCUCUUCACCAACGGGCUCGUCUCCUACGAGGACGUCUUCCGGGUGCUGCAGUCGCUGAUUUUGGGCACGAUGCUGGCAUCGCAGUUGGCCGCCCUGGCGCCAAACGUGCUGCGUGGGGAGCUGGCUGCCGCUCGAGUGAUGGGCCUCCUCUCCAAGCGCUCUCUCGCCUACAACGUCAACGCCGAGUUCCACACCAAAUGGAGUAUGCGAGGCAACAUCCGGUUCUACAAGGUGGGGUUCCGGCCGGGCCCGCCGCAGCUGCGCGAGUUCUCCCUGCAGCUGCGUGAAGGGCAGAGCGUGGCGCUGGUGGGGCCCCCGGGCUGCGGCCGCUCGCUGCCAGUGCCUCUGCUGCUCGGCUUCUACCGGCCCACCUCCGGCACGCUGGUCAGUCGCUCCUCUCGCCCUAACUCAACACCAAUACUACAAGUACACUUACCAAUGGGCAAGGAAGUUUUUGGUGGCACAUGGUUCACUUUACAAGAAGGUGGUGAUCCUUUCCUUUAUGAGCAGCAGCAGACGACAGCCAUAUCUUCUACUGAAAGUAGGGCCCAUCUAAUCCCUGCAACGUAG